CACGAAAUCGUACUCUGCAUUGUCCUUGUUCGCGGACAAAUUUCGACAUUUUACCUCUUUUUAACUUUUCGGCCUAACCGGGCUUUCUUUCUUCCCGCCAGAAUAUACAACCAGAUCUAUAUUUUACUCAACUCCUAAUUCAGCUGUGAAGAGUCUGAAGACAGAAAUGGCGGCAUCCUCAAAGACGAUAAUGGACCUAUUCAAACAACCCGCUGCCAAGCGUCUCAAGCGAGUCUCUUCUCCUGCUCCUCCGACUUCGACUCCGACUCCGACGAAGCUCGCUGCUUUCUGCUCUUCAUCGUCCUCACCGAUCGACGGCGGUAAGCAUGAUCAAAACGACGUAGCUUCGUCAAAUCCCCACCCGAGUUUACUCGAACCAAGUUCUACUCCUCCUUCCAUUCUUACCGCCGAAGAGAAGUCCAGGAUCGAAUUCAACAAAGCCCUCGCCAGAGCCAGACGAAACCUUAAGCUCUGCUCCGACAAAAUUGCCAAAUGUGAGGAUGUAGGAUGUGUGAAGUUGGAGGAGCUGUUGGUUGAAGAAACCUGGCUGGGAAAGUUACCAGGGGAAUUUCAAAAGCCAUAUGCGAAAAAUCUGUUUAAAUUUGUGGAGAGUGAAAUUCAAAGGAGUGGUUUUCCAAUUUAUCCUCCGCAACAUCUGAUCUUUAAUGCUCUCAAUACUACUCCUUUCGAUCGAGUGAAAGUCGUUAUCAUUGGGCAGGAUCCAUAUCACGGACCUGGUCAGGCGAUGGGGCUCUCCUUCUCUGUGCCUGAAGGUGUUAAAGUCCCUUCGAGUCUGGUAAAUAUAUAUAAGGAGCUUCAGAAUGAUUUGGGCUGUUCAAUUCCUUCGCAUGGGAACUUGGAGAGAUGGGCUGUACAGGGGGUUCUACUGCUGAAUGCUGUUCUGACAGUUAAACAGAGCCAAGCAAAUUCCCAUGCAAACAAAGGUUGGGAGCAAUUUACUGAUGCAGUCAUCAGGACAAUUUCACAGGAGAAGAAAGGUGUUGUUUUUCUUCUCUGGGGUAAUUAUGCACAAGCAAAAGCCAGGUUGAUCGAUGAAACAAAGCAUCACAUUCUCAAGGCAGCCCAUCCAUCUGGUUUAUCUGCAAAUCGGGGCUUCUUUGGCUGCAGGCAUUUCUCUCGGACAAACCAGAUUUUGGAGAAAAUGGGAAUUUCUCCCAUUAUUUGGCAACUAUAGUGCAGAAGGCAAACUUCUGUUUCUGAACAUGAUUUUGCCUGCAGCUGGAAGUGAUCUUCUUGUGCUUAUGUGCAUAACAUAACAAGAUAAGUGAAAGAUUUAGUUAAUUAAUUGUAACUGUUAGUUCCAGUAAUUCAAAAGUGAUGAUUUUUGAGACCUUUUAAUUUUGCCGAGUGGGUCACAGACAGUGUGCACUCUAGCAUGUAGCAUUUAAUUAUGAUCACCUGGUGCUGGAACUCCUUUUGUACACCUUGUAGACACAUUAUUAAAGUUGCUGAAUUUAUCAUG
Coffea eugenioides is the source of this 1483-nucleotide messenger RNA. RefSeq names its product uracil-DNA glycosylase, mitochondrial. NCBI's taxonomy places the organism in Eukaryota, Viridiplantae, Streptophyta, Magnoliopsida, Gentianales, Rubiaceae. The record is from RefSeq and is a predicted model, not a curated record. Gene Ontology annotation, biological process: base-excision repair, AP site formation via deaminated base removal; base-excision repair. The transcript has 7 exons. Bases 167 to 1195 code for a protein of 342 amino acids. Gene Ontology annotation, cellular component: mitochondrion; nucleus. Gene Ontology annotation, molecular function: uracil DNA N-glycosylase activity.